CUCUACGAACGGAAGCAGGUCGGCAAGCAACGUUUUGUGCUUGUGCGACUGGACGACCAGCUGGAGCGCGUAAAGGAGGUGCUGGCGAAGUGGGAAGGGCUGGACAAUAACUUAUCCGAGUCCUGCAGGUCCUUGGGUGCGGCUGGCGCGUGUGACGGCUCCGCCCGCAGGGUCGGGCUUUUGUCCAAUGCAGGCUCCGCCACGCACUGGAACGACGAGUACCUUGGCGUGGACGCAGCGGUGAGCGGCGCGACGAAGGUCACGAACGGCUUUGAGUUCAGCGGGGCCAAUUCACGCGCCGAGUGGCCCGUGGGCGCGCAGGGGCAGAACCAGCGGUACCACUUCGCAAACUACAACUUCGCUCUGCUGGCGACAGUGACCGUCAAUGACCCGAAAGACGGCGCCUCCGUGUUUGGUGUGCGGUUCAACGGCACCGACAGCGCAGGCAACCGCCUUGGAUUGUUGUGCAGCAGCGACAAAAAGUGGGUGGUGAAGAGCCGGACUGGGGAGACGGUGGCGCAGGCCGCAGGGUGUGAGCCCAGUAAACCGUACCGCGUGCUUCUCACACUCCAGGAGGGCAGUUUUUCCUUCUUCGUCAACGGCACGCCACUGAAGCCUGCGGGUGCGGACGCCGCGGCGCUGGCGAAGAAGGACAGCGAGGAGAUCGCGCACUUCUACUUUGGGGCGGACGACGGCAUGCGUGACGCCGGCGGCAGCGUGACCGUGAAGAACGCCCAGCUGUUCAACCGCGCCUUUGUCCCCAAUGAGGUUGCCGCACUGCAGAGGAAGGAGAACGAGGCCAGAGUAAAGGCGCCGAAACCGGAGCAGGUGCCUCGCAUUGCCGCAUCCGCCGUCAGCGGCCUGAAGAACUCUGCGCACGGCGUGGCGGAGGGGCCGUCAGUGGCAGCCGGCACUGGCCCCGCGACGACCGACGCGGCUGGGAGUUCUGCGGGGGAUGCGUCGGUGCCGCGCGGUGCUCCGGCGCUGGACCCCAACAACGCCUCUGCCGCAUUCGCAAAGGAGGCUGCGGGCACAGUGCAGAGGGAGGCUGGCGGCGGCGACGGCACUGCGCGUGGGCGUGUGUCUGGGGUGCUCUCGCUGCUUCUGCUUGCGCUGUGGGGCCUCUCCGCGCUGUGCUGA
This is a messenger RNA of Trypanosoma conorhini, 1140 nucleotides long. Its product is annotated as putative trans-sialidase. Gene Ontology annotation, molecular function: exo-alpha-sialidase activity. NCBI's taxonomy places the organism in Eukaryota, Euglenozoa, Kinetoplastea, Trypanosomatida, Trypanosomatidae. The record is from RefSeq and is a predicted model, not a curated record. The transcript has a single exon. The annotation marks the transcript as partial.